AUGAAGAGGGUAAAAGCAACAUUCUUUAAUGUUGUUGUUGACACAACCACUGAUUUCUUAACUGAUAGGUUUGAAACACUGGAUGAAGUGAGAGGCAGAUUUGGAGUGCUGCUCAGUUUCCUAAAACUGGAUGAUCAGGCAUUGAGCAACCAGUGUGGCAACCUCUGCAUGACAUUAAGCAUUGGAAAUGAAAGUGACAUUGAUGCAAAAGAACUGGCUGUGGAAGUCAAAAACUUGCCAAGCUUACCCUCAGAUGACAUGAGUGCUCUUGAGCUCCUCACCUUUAUCCACAAAAAAAAAAAAAAAAAAAAAAAAAAAAAACAUUUGGAGGAACUUUAUCCCAAUCUGUGGGUUGCACUGAGAAUUGCCUGCACUCUGCCUGUGACUGUGGCGGCCUCAGCAGCAGAGAGGAGUUUCUCAAAGCUGAAGCUCAUCAAGACCUAUCUAAGCUUUUCCAUAGGAAAGGAUCGACUCACUGGUCUUGCAAUAAUCAGCUUCAACCAUGAGGUGGGCAAACAGGUGUCAUAUGAGGACAUCAUUGAUGACUUUGAGAGUAAAAAAGCUAGGAAGCAGACGUUUUGA
Macrobrachium nipponense is the source of this 582-nucleotide messenger RNA. RefSeq lists its product as uncharacterized. The coding region runs from base 1 to 582 and encodes 193 amino acids. Gene Ontology annotation, molecular function: protein dimerization activity. The record is from RefSeq and is a predicted model, not a curated record. NCBI's taxonomy places the organism in Eukaryota, Metazoa, Arthropoda, Malacostraca, Decapoda, Palaemonidae. The transcript has a single exon.